Messenger RNA from Knipowitschia caucasica, 786 nucleotides. Lineage: Eukaryota; Metazoa; Chordata; Actinopteri; Gobiiformes; Gobiidae. The record is from the annotation of a GenBank genome assembly.
AUGCCCGUCAGAAAGAAGGACGCUCAGAGGGCCCUGGUGUUGCUGCAGGAGUACAGGUCGAAGCUUCAGCGCACAGAGGAGCGAGCUCUGCGUCUCUCCGUCCAGAGAGUCAUCGACGUGUUCCAGAGUAACCUGUUCCAGGCUCUCAUUGAUAUCCAGGAGUUUUAUGAAGUGACUCUCUUGGACAGCCAGCGAUGGGCCGAGAGCGGGAAGGAUCCGGAGCCGGUGGCCCCUGUGCACUUGUGGGACAGCAGCGUCACCUCGGACACUCUGGCUCUGAGCACCAGCCUCCAGGCCAGAGAGGAGCGAGAGGCCGGAGAGGGGCGAGAGGCCGGAGAGGGGCGCGAGGCCGGAGAGGGGCGAGAGGCCGGAGAGGGGCGAGAGGCCGGAGAGGGGCGAGAGGCCGGAGAGGGGCGAGAGGCCGGAGAGGGGCGCGAGGCCGGAGAGGGGCGCGAGGCCGGAGAGGGGCGCGAGGCCGGAGAGGGGCGCGAGGCCGGAGAGGGGCGCGAGGCCGGAGAGGGGCGAGAGGCCGGAGAGGGGCGAGAGGCCGGAGAGGGGCGAGAGGCCGGAGAGGGGCGCGAGGCCGGAGAGGGGCCGGCGAGGGGCCGGCGAGAGGCCGGCGAGGGGCCGGCGAGGGGCCGGCGAGAGGCCGGCGAGGGGCCGGCGAGAGGGCGAGAGGGAUUGUACUAUUUGUUGCUUUUAAUAUUAAUAAUUUUUAAACAAAAGGAUCUGCUCUCGUCUGCUGAUCUGACCACGGAGAGAAUCUGUGGUGUGCUCAGGAUCUGA